GUGAGAUCUUCAGAACCAUCGAUGGUUUCAUGAGGCUACCUGCAAACGUCGCCUCCAAGAAGAUUGUCAAAACCAGUGGAGAACACUUGAGAUGACCUGCCCGAAGAACACGUUGCUCACUCGGCUUCGAAACUGGCUUGAAUCUUGGGUUUCGUACGGAUGGUCAUUUUGAGACUCAGAUUACGGCCGUGAUUAAAAGAUUUGCUCCUAAGACUCUGUGCAUUCAACAACUACUUAUCGUGGAUACAUACGAACGUACAUGACCCGAACUGGGGAUUCGGGUCGUCCUUCAUCAGCAUUUGUGAAAAAUCACUUCCCGGUUCAAACCAACCCAAUCGUCCUUUUGAUAUGUUUUCGUGCGCGAAAUUCAUCUUGUUCUGCUCCUUUCGCUUCAUAGAAUUGUUUGAGAGGUGGUCUGGUUCAUUCCAUUUGUCUCCCAAUUUCUGAACUGAUUCAUGCUUGACUAAACUUGGCAUGCAGAGGUCAUCACGUGUGAUAUGGGGGGGGAAUGUUGCGUCUACGGCAAGUCAUGGAUAAGAAUGUUCCCCCCCUGCCCCCUCGCCUCCUCUCUCCUUCCCCCUCUUUAAAAUGAGUUAAUUUCAAGGCCCUCUCCGGUAGUCUGAAAAAUGCAUGGUGAAUUCACGAAAUUGUUUUGAAAUCUCCUGGUUGAUAUUUUGCUUCCGUUGCUCGCCCUCGCCGCCGUCCUUUCCCUCGAAACCGAGAUGUCGGAUUGCGGUGCCGCCCGCCUUCUCGUCGUUUCCUCGCCACGCGCUUUUUGUGGUCCUCGGAAGUGUGUGUGAAACAAUUCAAAUUCGUUUUGUUUUGCACAUUCUUCCGGCCACGCUUUCACUUUCCGGUGCUUUCGGCGUCGUCCUGAUCAAAGAUGAAAGGCGAUAUUUGUCGCCGGUCAAGAGUAGUAUGAUGAUCAUGAUGAAGAUGAUGAUGAUCAUCAGGGGUAUAAAUACCGACUGGGACAGCAUCCUCGAAUCAAUAGUUGUUGACCGGGAUCCGAUCAAGUUGCCCAGUUGUUUGGAAGAGACGAAAUACACAAUGCAGUCUGUCAGUGAAAGGGUGUCUAUCCCUGAGGAGGAAGAGGACGGCCAUUUUGAGGCUCCCACCAAGAAAUUUGAGCAUGCGGAAGUGCUCCCAUGGAACAUCUUGGAGUCCCCUCCGCCGUUGGACGGGAAGAUCAAGAAGGAGUUCCUGCCCUUCGAAGGAUCGUGGUGUAUGAUUGCCAUGGAAAAUGUGGAAACUUAUUUGCGGGCAAUCGGAGUCACUCCUUUAAUGGCACAGAUGGUGGUUCGAUCUGAAUACUUGAUCACAGUCUACGAGGAUAUUGAUCAUGCGUGGAAGGUCCUCACUGAAACUAGCAUCAAGGCUAAAAAUGUCAAAGGAUUUAAAUGCCGAAACUACAAAAUGACCUCCAAUAAAUUCCACCCAGAGCAACCCAAACCCGAGCUACUCGACGAUUGGGACCCAAGAUUAGUGGUCACUACCGUCACCCUUGAGGAUCACGAUACUUACGACAAGGUUCUGGUGAUGGACCAGAUUGCGGAGCAAGACCAAAGACACAACAAUUCUUCCACGCUAUUUUUUGAAGCCCAAGGCGAUAACAUGAUCAUUCGAUUAGAGACUGAAAACGGAGUCAAGGCCAAAAGGUUUAUGGUGAGACAUAAGCCUCAAGACAAGAACGCGAACAACAACAUUCGCAAAGUUUCGGCGCCGUUCUAGCGGGCGUCAAAGUACGCUCGCAUUGGCUUGCCAUCCAAAGGAACAUUUAUGUUUGGAACAUCGAGGAACCAGAAGAGAUUGUACGAAAGAAUUAUCAUUAUUAUCAUUAUCAUCAUCACCACUACUAUUAUCACAUAAUUAUUACUAUCAAGAUGACGAUUAGUUUUCAUUUUGUCAUUAUUAUCAUUAUUACUAGGCCAUCCCAGCACGCCUCAUUUUUUUGAGAUAUUCUGUUGUUCACAAACGUGCGAAUGAUCAUAAGUCAGCACUUAUGCCCAUGUACAACCACUUUGCAAAUAUGACGUAAUACAUUCUUAACCAGGA
Molecule: messenger RNA, 2055 nt
Organism: Tigriopus californicus
Lineage: Eukaryota; Metazoa; Arthropoda; Copepoda; Harpacticoida; Harpacticidae
Exons: 3
Coding region: 631-1731 (366 amino acids)
Source: RefSeq, a predicted model, not a curated record